Molecule: messenger RNA, 1223 nt
Organism: Macrobrachium nipponense
Lineage: Eukaryota; Metazoa; Arthropoda; Malacostraca; Decapoda; Palaemonidae
Product: maspardin-like
Exons: 9
Coding region: 195-1079 (294 amino acids)
Source: RefSeq, a predicted model, not a curated record
CGUCAGCUGUGAUAAGGAGGAGAAGAAGGACCACUUGGCAACACUUUAUCGUCGGGGGAAAGUUUGCGAUAAUGAGACGUAACUUACGACUCUACUUACGACAUUAGAUAUCAGUAGUAGUAGUCUGCGACGGAAGGGGCGUGUCGGUUCGUGGGAUUCAACGAGGCCUGUUACUUAGGUUAAAUAGCUUCCCAAUGGAAUUUGAAAGUGACUUCUCCCAGUCAGAAGAAUACAAGAGUUUCCGUUGCACGGUACCACUCAGGCAGAUUGUGGUCGACAAUGACGCGUUAAAGGUGUGGAAACUAUACGACGCGGGUCCCAGAUGCGUGCGAUGCCCGCUGAUCUGCUUGCCGCCAGUGAGCGGCACAGCGGAUUCAUUUUACAAGCAGGUGCUCCCCUUAACAGCGAGAGGUUACAGAGUGAUAUCGGUCGAGUAUCCCGUUUACUGGUCCGUUAAUGAAUGGUGUGAGGGCUUCAGGCGACUUCUGGAUAUUCUGGAGAUUGACAGGGCGCACAUACUUGGAGCGUCCCUGGGAGGUUUCUUAGCACAAAAGUUUGCCGAGCUAACCAGUAACUGUCCCCGUGUUGCAUCCCUGAUUCUCUGCAAUUCCUUCACCGACACCAAAGUGUUCAAUUACGCUGAUUCUGCCCCUGUGUUCUGGAUGCUGCCUGCGACUCUUUUGAAGAAGAUGAUCAUUGGCCGUUUCCCACGGAAACUCAUGGAUGCGCAGAUUGCAGACUCCAUAGAUUUCAUGGUAGAACGGUUGGACAGUCUGAGUCAGAGUGAAUUAGCCUCAAGAAUGACUCUGAACUGCUUUUCUUCGUACGUUGAACCUCAGAAAGUGCAGGUAGAAGUUACGAUUCUGGAUGUGUUCGACGAGUCUGCGUUGUCGCACUCGGUCAAAGAAGAAUUGUACAAGUGCUACCCGACGGCUCGUUUGGCUCACCUCAAGACUGGAGGGAAUUUCCCGUUCCUCUCUCGAGCGGAGGAGGUCAACAUCUACAUACUAGUCCAUCUCCGAGGGUACGACGGCACAAACUUGAGUGCCUCAGACACAGGGACCCCCGUGGAUCGGUAACCCUAUCAAAGAGACACAGCAGGACCCAACCAGUUCUUGCUUCAGUGGUCUUCUUCUUUCAGGCAGUCUUGAGAAAAACAUUUGUGUUCUUGUAUUACCUGCAAGGAACGGAAGGUAGGAUUCCGUUGUGGUAAUACUUUUCCA